This is a messenger RNA of Drosophila ananassae, 2937 nucleotides long. Its product is annotated as leucine-rich repeat-containing protein 15. Lineage: Eukaryota; Metazoa; Arthropoda; Insecta; Diptera; Drosophilidae. Gene Ontology annotation, cellular component: extracellular matrix. The transcript has 6 exons. Gene Ontology annotation, molecular function: protein binding. The record is from RefSeq and is a predicted model, not a curated record. The coding region runs from base 1092 to 2738 and encodes 548 amino acids.
CUCGGAAAAGGGGGGCUUUUUAAAGCGGACCGGUCACACCGGUCCCACUAGCAGUUGUCGAGUAAAUAUUUUUCUCCUCUAGCAGGUGUUGUUUUUGCCGCAAUAAUUAGCCUUGAAAAUGGAAAUUUUUGCCAAUUUGGAGUCGGUCAUAGUGAAGCAAAAGAAAUCCAGCAGCAUCUUUAAUGCAAAUCGAAAAUAUGAAGUCUACCAUCCCAAUGGCCAGCAGAUUCUUCUCGCCUCCCAGGACAAUGACUUCAUGGAUCGGAAUUUUCUACCGGAACACCACAUGACAAUAAACGUUACCACUCCCGAAAAGAAAGUUAUAAUGCAUGUUGCCCGGCCCGAGCAAGUUUUCUGUGAAUCGAAGCCACAAGUUGAUGUCUUUGGGCCAGGAGGCAAAUUUCUGGCCAAGAUCAAGCUGAAGGGCAAAGUUUUUACGGCCAGUUUCAAAGUCGUCGACGACAAAAAGAAUCUUAUGUUUAAAAUCAGUGAAAAUGGGGCUUUGCAGCCUGAGUACAUAGUCACCGAUCCUAGGGGACAGGAAUUUGGUAGAAUCGGAAAGAAGUUUGCUGGAGUUCUACAGGAAAUGUUCACAUCCGCUGACAAUUUCCAAGUCACAUUUUCCAGGACUGCGAAUGUGGAAACUAAGGCGAUUAUCCUUGGUGCAACACUUCUGAUUGAUGCCGUUUGCCAUGAAUAAUAUCAGGGAGUCUUUAAAAAAAAAAUAUGUUACUAAAUGGUACAUAAACUGUUCUUUACCAGAUGCCACAUUCUACAAAGAUUUUAUUUACAACGAAAAACUAAUAAUAAGAACCAGAACCUACCUCAUUGUUAAAUAUUUUUUAAAUAUAUUUUGUAUUUGUUUUAAGCUUAAGCUGAUUUGAACUGUUAGCAUAAAAAUAAGGUCACUUACUAUUGUUAAUUUUUUAAGAACCCCUCUUGAGUCUCGAUAACAAGAAAACGUCUUAAUUUAGGCGAAUAUCCGACUGGAAGUGGAAACCGGCUACAUGACCGGUUUAUUUCGAUUAAAAAUAAACUCAAAUUAACGCACUGCACGCGCAACAAGUUUGUUUUGAAGUUCAGUUCUCAAAAUGCAGGCGAUGCGUCUGCUGCGUUUUAUCUUUAGGCUCGAAAAGUGUCUAACUACUUUUCUACUAAUCAUGUGUAUCUGUGGAAUAUUCGCAAAGGAUCUGCAGGAAUGUGAGAACCUGGGAAAUGCCAGUUACCUGUGCCGUGAAAUCGAGAGCUUUGAACAACUGAGCCGGUAUGUGGGAAAAAAUUGGCGGAGUGUGAAAAUCGUCAAUGAACAGACGGGCCUCGAUAAUGAGUUCGAGGCGAAGCUUCCAGCUCUUUCGGGGCUCAUACGUUUGGAUUUGUCCAAAUCCGGAGGAGUUACCUUCAAUGGUAAUGGUCUCCAGGACUUUACGGAGCUCCAGGAGCUGAAUCUCACCAGCUGCCAGUUGGAGGAGCUGCAGGAGCAGCAUUUUCCAAUUGGCUCUAAGAUAGUGAACCUGGACGUGAGCUUCAAUGACAUUCAGCUGAUAACUGGCCAGAAGAUGAGUCGCCUGGCUAGCUUGGUGUAUGGAAACUUCUCCAACAACCUGAUUGCCGAAAUAGAGCCAAACUCGUUCAGGGAUAUGAAGAAUCUGCGUUUCCUAGACUUUACCACAAAUGAACAGGAGAACAUAACUCUGGGCGAGAAUGCCAACCUGCAGUAUCUGUCCAUUAGUAACAACAAUGUGAGAGAUUUCCAUUGGUGCCGACUGCGUGGAUUACCCAAGCUGGAGGAACUGCAUCUGCACAGCAAUUGGCUGGAAAACCUGGACAUUGGGAUCUUCUAUCAUCUACCCAAGUUGCAGGUUUUGAAUGUCUCCAACAAUAAUUUGUACGAGAUCAACCGGCCUCUUUUCAUGGGCCCCAAGGACCCCAUGCCCCUGGAGCUACUCGACUACAGUUCGAAUAAUGUGAAAGUACUGGAAGAUUCGGUUUUCUGCCGGCUGGGUAACCUGAAGACCCUUAAUCUCUGGCUCAAUCUGAUCAACAAGAUCCAUCCUCGGGCUUUUGUGGGUCUAACUAGCUUGCAAUCUCUGCAACUUCAGGGAAACAAAAUUUCCAUCCUUCCAGAUGACGUUUUUGCCAAUCUGACUUCCUUGGAAAGAAUAGAUUUGAGCAGAAAUAAUAUUAAAAAGUUAGGCGCUCGGGUAUUUGGGGACACUCUCCUGCGGCACUUCACCAUGUUGGACUUGAGUAAUAAUAAUAUCAUGGAUCUACAUCCUUUGGCCCUCUCCUCACUGCCAUUUCUAAUGGAACUGCGACUGAAAAGAAACCGUUUGGUCAGUCUCGAUAUUCGACUCUUCGCUCCCAUGCGGCGUCUGCAGUUCCUGACCCUCGGUGAGAAUCGCCUGGAGGAGAUCGAGGACGAUGUCAUAGACACAUUGGACCGCCUCACUCAUCUUGAGAUUAAUAACAAUCGCCUGACAUAUCUGCCGGACCUGAAAAAUUCAUCCUAUCUCCCGAAACUUCAACACAUCAGCGUCGAGGGAAAUCCCUGGCAGUGUUUGUGUCUGGACGAGAUUACCGCCUGGCUGGAUAGACGCCAGGUGGCCUAUGCCCGUCCCAGUAGUGCCUACUUUAGUGGCCGGAAACCCCUCUGCAUUGUCACACCUUUGGAAAAUUGCAUUCGUGUUCUGGAAGAAGUUCGGUCUCAUGCAAUUGUCGAGAGCUACGAGAAGAUUUAGUUUCAAUUUAUUUUAUUUAUUAUUUUAUAGUUUAUUUCAUAUUAUUUAUUGAGUACUUUCUUAUUCAUUUUAAGAAAAUACAUGCAAGUCCCUUCGAAACCACCGAAGGACAUAACCCCCUGUUUGUGUCCCCAUCCUGCUGAUUCAAAACUUAUUUUAUCCUGCGAGUUAAAGAGUAAUAAAUCAAUAUCCACUAAAC